UGUCAAGUUUCUGAAACAACUUGUCAAACAACCGGCGCUUACGUGUUUCCCUAUAACUCCCAAAUUUUCUAAUCUAAACAAAAAAUCGAAUCAAAAUGAAAAGCCUUUCGGAAGUAAUCAGUAAAUUCUACACGGACUACACGAAGAAAACGCCAAAGAAACUAAAACUCAUCGAUGCGUACUUGUUUUACAUUCUGCUCACAGGGAUUGUACAGUUUAUGUACUGCUUGCUUGUGGGCACAUUCCCCUUCAACUCUUUCCUCAGUGGUUUCAUUUCCACAGUGAGCUGUUUUGUUCUAGCAGUAUGUUUGAGACUUCAAGUAAAUCCUGAAAAUAAGAACCAGUUUUAUGGUAUUAGUCCAGAGAGGGGUUUUGCGGACUUUAUGUUUGCUCAUGUUAUUCUGCAUCUAGUAGUUAUGAAUUUUAUUGGAUAAAAAGUAACAUAUUGUAAUCAUCUUUUCUAAUAUAAUAAAUUGAACAAUUUUAUUGAUAGAAA
Molecule: messenger RNA, 496 nt
Organism: Dalotia coriaria
Lineage: Eukaryota; Metazoa; Arthropoda; Insecta; Coleoptera; Staphylinidae
Gene: Dad1
Product: dolichyl-diphosphooligosaccharide--protein glycosyltransferase subunit
Biological process (GO): protein N-linked glycosylation
Cellular component (GO): oligosaccharyltransferase complex; membrane
Source: RefSeq, a predicted model, not a curated record